GCAUUACCUAACCACAGAGACUGCGUAAGCACCGACGAAGGGCUUUGGUGUUAUAUAUUGCUGCACAGACAGAGACUGUGUGCGCAAGCAUGAAAACAGAUGGUGUAGCCUUAUGCAUUCAAAGUGUAUGUUGUUUCUAUGACAGAUAAUUCUGUUUCAUGCAUAAGACAUUUUCCCUUUUGGUCAACACUGGUGCAUCAGGAUGUAGCUGGUGUGGUGCUGAGGAGAUUUAAUACGCCAUUUGUUGCACCCCUCACUCUACGCUGCUACCAGCAAUGCAGCUGAGCAUUUUCUCUGGCUGUAGCAUCGAGUACAGAGCUGGUGUGUGAUGUAGCACCCAGCAUCUCUCCGCUCUCUCUACAGCCCUCUGCCAUGCUUAAUAAAAGUUGUCGUUUCCUGCUCAGUGGCUCCAGAACGAACGCUUCAGUUGCCCAGUUAGCACAAAGGCAGACCCGUACUCCGGUUUAGCUACAAGCUGUAUAACUGUGAGGAACUGUGAUUAUAUAGCUGUACUAGGACAGAAGAGGGACAGCCAGAGGAGGGCAGGGCAGAUCUAGCCCAGGACCUGGGCUGCAUGGAUAGAGGCGAAGGAUGCUGAAGCUGGAGUCAUCUGCACACAGAGAGGGAGGGAGAGGAAGAAAGACGUCAGAAAAGCUCUGCUUCUGACAACACCACUGUUCAGCGACCAUCAUAGAAAAAAAAAACUACUUUCGCCUUGCUCUCACGAAACUGUUUUUCAUGUAUAGUUGGGUAUAUUGAGGGCUGUAGAAAAGGGAUACUGCAUGACACUGUUUCCUGUUCGCCCUGCAUCAUUUUCUCUGAAUUACUAAGAUGACUGUGGUGUCCCCAUGCACUCAGAACCUGAUGGAUAGUGCUCACCCUCACACUGUGCUUAACAAACUCAAUGAGCAGCGUGUACAAGGCCUCUUCUGUGAUGUUACCAUUGUGGUGGAGGAUGUUAAGUUUCGGGCCCACAAGAACAUCCUGGCAGCCUGUAGCGGGUACUUCAAGAACGCUCUGACAACUCCUGAGACAGUGAGCUCUAGCCCAGUGCUGGAGCUGAUGGACCUGAAGUCUGAGGUGUUUGCCAGUAUCCUCAACUACAUCUACUGCUCAAAAGUGACAUUACCCAGUACAGAGGACACAGGGGGGCUAGUGGCAGCUGGAAAAAGGCUUGGAAUUCCUUUUUUAGAGAAGCUUGCAGAACAAGAGAGGCAGGACGAAUGUGUUAAAUCCACAGAUUCCAGCACAGUCCCAUUGUCUAAAAAAACAAAGAAGGAAGCUCCCAGGCCUGAGGAGAUUGACAGUGCCAAAGGCCCACGCAUCACCAAUGCCUUUUCUAUCACUGAAGUGUGUCAUGGGAACAAUCUUUUCACCCCUCUGGUUCAAACUGAUGGGGAGAGGCAGUCACCAGAUGUGGGACAGCUCCCAUCAAGUUGCCCCACAACCUCCUGCCUCAAUGGGAACAAUGAGACAACCCAAGCCCUCUCAGAGCACUCGUAUGCAGUAAGCAAAUCUACUGAAGGCAAAGAUAACAGUCAAUGGGACAACAAGAAGGUCUGUAAGCCAGCAAUAUCACAGCCAAAGCAACUCAUUUACAGGAAUGCAGGGCCACUUAAAAAGCGCCACAGGCUCCGAGGCCCUUUGGGUAGAAGUAUACUUCCAACACCAGCUGAACCACAAACAGAUAAACCAAAUGCAAUAACCCCCACAUUAGCUGAUGCUGUUUCUGCAGCACCUGUUGCAGUCAUGACACCACCUCCACUUUUUUCAGAGGCAGAAACAGAAAAAAGUAUAGACCCAGUGCUGCCCAUAGCUGCUGACAGCGUUCAAAUGGAAUUAGGUCCACCAACACUUUCCCCUCACACAGAGGACAGCAUUUCAAUCUACGGGUGCGAGCACUGUCCAGAGAUAUUCACAAAUAAAGCUCUUCUCACCAUUCACUCAGAAGUACAUAAAAAGCGUUUUGUCAGUCAUUUGUUUUGCAAGUUUUGUCACCGAAAGUUUAUCCACCUCAAACGGCUGCGCAACCAUGAGCAGGUCUGUCCCAAAGCUGUAAGAGCCCCCCCUGAACUAGAUACUACUGACAUAUCAACCAAAGGGGUGGACCUCCAUUCAGAUGGCAUGCCAAUCAUGGAGAACACCAUGACACAGCUUCCCCCUGCUGACCUCUCCACCCCUUGCACCCCAGAGCCCCUUCAAGUGGACGAAUCAGAGCCUCCACAGGAAGAGAGGGUAGUGCGGCCGGGGAGCAGUCAGAGGAGAUACAACUGCAGUGUGUGUAAACGGGUUUAUGUCACCCUAUCCAGUCUGAAGCGGCAUGAAAAUGUACAUUCCUGGCAAAGAGCCUAUCCCUGUCAUUAUUGUAAUAAAGUGUUUGCCUUGGCAGAGUACCGUACUAAGCAUGAAAUCUGGCACACAGGUGAACGCCGCUAUCAGUGCAUUUUCUGCCUGGAGACAUUCAUGACAUAUUACAUCUUAAAGAACCAUCAGAAGUCUUUUCACGGCAUUGAUCCCAAUCUAGCUGUUAAGAAAAAAUCUGCCAACGGUGGACUGAAAGCCAGUGUUUAUCCAAUCAAACUCUACAGGCUUCUGCCUAUGAAGUUUAGAAAGAGACAAUACAAGACGUACAGUCAGACAUAUUCCGAGAGUGUUGAAAGAGGUGAGCAAGCUCCACUAGACAGCAACUCUCUUAUCCCUCCAUUGGAAGAAAAUGGUCUGAUCAGCCACACUGAUUCAUUCCCUCGGACAUUCAUGGCAACAACAAAGAUGGUGGCCCCUGUCAUGCCUCGCAUCAACUUUGACAAGCCAUGUGACCAAGAUAUUGACCAAAGAAUGAACAGUGAAUUGGAAAUUCAGAGAGGCGCAGGACAAGAGGGUGAGAAUAGAGAUUCACCUUUCAUUAACUACAACAGUACCUUCUCUUUGCAACCUGAUAAUCCUCUGAUACUAAGUAACUCAGAGCACAUCAGUCAUGUGCCAUUCUUAAACUCUUUGAACACUGUUAAAAAGUUAGGUGAGCUAUCAGCUUCUGCAAAAAGAGUUGAGGAUAUGACCAAGGAGAUACUUCAGUCGAGCAACGAGAAUCUGGUUCGCGAUAAAAUGGUGGGGGCGAAGACAGAAACAUAUAUUGCCAAACCUGCAUGCCCGGGUCCAUCCGCGGAUGGUGCUGCCAUGCCGCUCUGUCAGAUAACAGUGAAAAUAGGCAAUGAAGCCAUCAUCCGCCGCCAAAUCAAAGGAUCUAAGCUCUUCCCCAGAAAGAAAAGGAGAAUCAGAGAACUGAGUGAGACGGAGAGCCCGAGUCAGUGCCCUCCAAGGGAAAACUCAGAGAGCCCCAGACUCCGCCUCAGACCAGAAGUCACUGCUGCCACAGAGCCAGAGACAUAUGAUGAUCCCAAUGACUGUGACACAGCUGACAUGCUUUGGCGUCCCUACUAUUCUUACAAAGCUAAAAAGAAAAGGAAGAAGCUGCGAUUUAAGCACAGAAAAGCUCUGCUUCACCAUUAUCCUGAAACGUCAGCAGAGAGAACUGCAGCCAGUGACUCCCACCUUGAUAAAAGCAGUUGGCUGAUAGAAGAGAGCAUCUCAGGUGGUAGUGGAGAGCUGAAACGUAGCCUUAGCAGGAACUCCAGCCCGAGGGCAACCUACAACUGUGACAUCUGUGACAGCUCUUUUAUCACUGAGACGGGUCUGAAAGCUCAUGUUAUUGGUUCCCACCCAUGUUUCUGCCGGACCUGUGGUAAACAAGGUCCCCCCGGUGAGGUACCUGCCGGUGGUGACUACAUUUGCAACAGCUGUAUGGAAAAUGGCACCUGCUUUGAUAAUACACCCAGGAGCCCCAACCUGGAGAAGAAGUAUCGCUGCUCCUUCUGUCCCCAGCGUUUUCUCUACCUUGCCACCAAGAGAAGCCACGAGAAAAAACACCAGGAGACAAAUGAGGAGGGGUAUAAUUAUGACAACUUCACACCAUGUUCUAAAUACUCAGCACGCCUGAUUGAAGACCAUAAACAAGACACCAUCAAAACAGAAGACAAUGACAAUCAAGGGGGGCCUGGCAUAAAAAAUGAAAGGCUGGAAGGAGGAUCUUUUUCCACUGAUAAAGUUAAGCCUAAAAUUGAGGACACAACUGACUUCAUGUCUUUGACAACCUACCAGGACAUGUCGUUUUCCAGCAUUAAAACUCCAUUAUCGCCCUGCAUUGACCCGUUGCUUUCUCUCACACCGACGAAGGUGAAACAUAAAAUGGCGAAAAAAAGGAACAAUGCACAGCAUACUAUGCAUCUCAUCCCAAAAAAACAAGCCCGUGACAGAGACAGUGACAAAAACAAGGAUAUUUUGAUGGGGCAAAAAACAACCAGUCAUAAUGACCGUGAGAAGUCCUGUAAACUGUUUAGGAAAAAUGACUCUGAAACUAAAGGAACCCACAUUUCUAUACACAAGCCAGAUAAAUGGGUGUGCAAAGAGGAGCCAUUUUUUUAAAGAUCUCUGAGAACUGACCAACAAGAGAAAGUGAAUGAAGCCUCUGCUCUGGCAAGGAAUUGUAAAAGUUGUAAUGUUGUUUUUGCAGCUGAACUCAAUAAAAUGUUUUUGAAUGGACAACACUGAACAUCUAAGGAUCUAAUGUCAGUGUAGGUUGUUUCUUCCCUCCUAAACUCAACAACUGAGUGAUUUUUCACCUUUGUAGAGGAUAUUUUUUGGAUAAUAUGAGACCUUCUGACACAGACUGUACUUUGCUCAUCGUCUAUGCAUAUAUGGCAGACUAAGUGACAUGACUGUAACCUCAGCCUAAUUCAUGAAUGUUGGUAACGUUUCUUCAAACGAUGUGCAAUUUCAGAACAGGGGUUAGGAUGUGUUGGACAACUGAAAAGCUGCCUAGUGUGGUUGCAUCUUCACAUUUUAAAAUAUGUCUGGGGAAAACUAUACGAAUUUUACAACUGUCACAUUUCUGAAUCUCCUGUUCAAUUAACUGACCAUGGUGAGUUGCACUUUAUUGUUAGACUAUGCUAAUCCGUUGGUUUCAUACUUUGAUAUUUAAAUUUUAAUUCUAAGCACCAAUGAUAUAAUUCUAAUUUAUAAUUAACAUGUGGCACCAUUGAGAUUAAAGUUACUACUUUUGUGUGUUUAUGUAUAAAACAUGUAAAACUAUUUAAAUAAAUGUGGCAUUCUACA
Messenger RNA from Morone saxatilis (striped sea-bass), 5169 nucleotides. It is a transcript of the gene zbtb38, whose product is annotated as zinc finger and BTB domain containing 38. Gene Ontology annotation, biological process: negative regulation of transcription by RNA polymerase II; regulation of immune system process; regulation of cytokine production. Bases 832 to 4479 code for a protein of 1215 amino acids. NCBI's taxonomy places the organism in Eukaryota, Metazoa, Chordata, Actinopteri, Moronidae. Gene Ontology annotation, molecular function: protein binding. The record is from RefSeq and is a predicted model, not a curated record. The transcript has 2 exons.